CUCGGUUUCCAAGAUCUACAAUUACAAAUCCUACGCUGAGGAAUGUAGACCGGAGCCCCUAGCACUUAACUCCGCAAUACACUAUUGACCAGCAACAUCAACAGUCACCUCUACAGUUUACACAAUUCGAACUAUUCUCACCUCGAUCUCAAGGUACUCCCAAACAACUCAACACGAGCCACCAACCCCAGCACCCGCAAGAGAAAUGACAACCUACCUGAUAACCGGCGCAACCCGCGGUAUCGGCCUCGAACUCACGCGCCAACUGGUCGCGAAACCCGCCACGGAAGUCCGCCAUAUCUUCGCCGCCGCGCGAUCAUUACCAUCAUCAUCAACAACAUCAGCAACGAACCAAUGCACCCCGCAAACGCCCUCCGACUUCCAGACCCUGGUGAAAGAGCAUCCCUCGCGCAUCACACCUGUCCCCCUCGAUGUAACCGACGAAGCUGGCGUGCGGCGAGCCGCGCAGCUCGUCGAGCAGGCACUGGAGGGCCGGGGAUUGGAUGUAUUGAUCAAUAAUGCGGGGGUGAUGGGGCGGGGGUCGUUGAUGGAGAUGAACGACCUCCCCUCCUCCUUCAACGUGAAUGUCAACGGUCCGCACCUCGUCACGCGCGAGUUCCUCCCGCUGUUGCGGAAGGGGACGGCGAAGAAGAUCGUGAAUAUCUCCACUACCCUUGGCUCCUUCGCGAUGCAAUCAGUCUACCGGGAGGCCAGGAGUCAAUCGUACAAGAUUACCAAGGCGGCACUGAACAUGCUUACCGUGCUGUACGCGCAGGAACUCGAGCAGGAGGGGUUCGCGGUGUUUUGCGUUAGUCCGGGGUGGCUACAAACCGAGAUGGGCGGUCCGCGAGCGGAUCUCCCGGUGGCCGACGGCGUGCGCGCCACGCUGGAGAUCAUCCUCAACCAGGGGAAGGAGGGGAACGGGCGGUUUUUCAAUAUCCAUGUUCCGGGCUGGAACUCGAGGUGGAAUCGGUAUGAUGGCGGGGAGUGUGCGUGGUAGCUCG
Messenger RNA from Aspergillus japonicus CBS 114.51, 1004 nucleotides. RefSeq names its product SDR family oxidoreductase. The transcript is spliced from 5 exons. NCBI's taxonomy places the organism in Eukaryota, Fungi, Ascomycota, Eurotiomycetes, Eurotiales, Aspergillaceae. The record is from RefSeq and is a predicted model, not a curated record. The coding region runs from base 206 to 1000 and encodes 264 amino acids.